Molecule: messenger RNA, 558 nt
Organism: Auanema sp. JU1783
Lineage: Eukaryota; Metazoa; Nematoda; Chromadorea; Rhabditida; Rhabditidae
Source: the annotation of a GenBank genome assembly
AUGAAUAGAAGACGUUUAAGUACAGAAGAAGCAAAUACGAUGAGCCCAACAGAAUCUGAUUCCUUUGUCGACAAAAAGAAAGAGACGCAUCUACGGUGUGAACGUCAGCGCAGAGAAGCCAUCAAUAAUGGAUACAGUGAUUUGAAAGAUUUAAUUCCGCAAACACCAUCAGCCAUGGGAUGCAAAAUAACAAAUGCCGCCAUUCUAUUCAGAGCUUGCGAACACAUGAGUCAAUUGAAUUCUGAAGUGGAGGCCAGUAAUAAAGAGAUUCAGCAAUUAACUACACAAGUUUCUGCACUUGAAAUGAUUGCGGCUCAGUAUGAAGCCAUGGCAUCAGAAAACACAUCAGGAGGAUCCGUUUCGAUUCAAGCCAAAAUGGUCCAAGCUCUUUUAGAUGAAUGUUUCGAUUCGUUCUCUGAACAAGUUGAUUUCACAAGUUACGCUACAAUCACAAGGACUCUACUCACUUGGGUUGAAUCGUUAGCAGGUGAUAAUGAACAAUUCAAGAAGACGGCGAGUCGGCUACUAACCUUAGCACUAAGUCAGCCAUCCAUCUAA